GCCAUGUUGUGGCUCCCACAGCCGGCGCUGGGGACGCGCGCGGCCGAGCCCGGGGCCUGCAGCCGCCGCCGCCGCCAGGUGGUGUUUGGAAACUAGACCAUGUGCCUAGGUAGAAGCUGUUCUUUUCUCCACAGCUCUGCACCCCCAGCAACACCUACCACGCCCUUGUUUUGAGAGCCUCACUGAGCGGGUCCAUCAGCGGUCUGCAGACAGGUAUUCCGAAGUCCCUGGACCAGGUCAUUCCUGAGGUCCACUUCAGCUCUAACAUCCUUUUCCAGAUCUUCCCUGAAUAAAAAGUUAUCCUGAGAGGAUACAAUGUCAGUCUGCCAGUUCUGAAGUUGUUCUUCACUCUCAAGGGACUUGUAUGCAUCAUGGCAUAUUUCUACCAUCUCACCUCGCAGGGAGAUUGGCUCUCAGCCUAGGCCCCGGAGCCCCGGGGAACCUGCCUUGCCUGCUGAUUGGCCGCUCUAGAUCACUGGGCUAGCUCACCAGGCCUGCAUCUGGCUUGUUCAGACGCUUUAGGCCCUUGCCUGCAUCCAGCCAUGGGGGAUAUGAAGACUCCAGACUUUGAUGACCUUCUGGCUGCCUUUGACAUCCCAGACCCCACUAGCCUUGAUGCCAAGGAGGCCAUCCAGACCCCCAGUGAGGAGAAUGAAAGCCCCCUCAAACCCCCAGGGUUGUGUGUGGAUGAGAACGUGUCCUUGUCUCACUCAGGCUCAGCCUCGGAUGUGCCGGCUGUGAGUGUCAUCGUCAAGAAUACCAGCCGCCAGGAGUCGUUUGAGGCGGAGAAAGACCACAUCGCCCCCAGCCUCCUGCACAAUGGGUUCCGGGGCUCCGACCUGCCUGCAGACCCCCACAGUCUAGGCCACAACUGUGGGAAGUUUGACUCCACGUUCAUGAAUGGAGAUAGUACCAGGGGUUUCCCCGGCAAGCUGGAGGCCUCCAAAUCAGAGCCGUUACCAACUUUUAACCAGUUUAGUCCGAUCUCCAGCCCAGAGCCCGAGGAUGCCAUCAAAGACAAUGGGUUUGGGAUGAAGCCCAAGCACUCUGACAGUUACUUCCCUCCCCCUCCUGGGUGUGGGUCUGUGGAGGGCCCUGUCCUGGAGGCUCUCACGAAGUUUCCAGUCCCAGAGCUGCAUAUGUUUGAUCACUUUUGUAAGAAAGAACCCAAGCCUGAGCCCCUGCCCCUUGGCAGUCCGCACGAGCACGAGCGAGGUGGGCAGAAAGCAUUGGAGGUGCACAAGGAACUAGAUGCCAGUCGAUUCUUCGGGGACGCCCUGGACUUCAGUAGCCAUCCCGGCAACAGUAUUGGAGAGCCCAAGGGGCUGGCCUCAGAGCUCGGCUCCGGCUCGGCAGUCCCCCCCAGGCAGCGCCUCAAGCCAGCUCAUUCCAAGCUGUCCUCCUGUGUUGCGGCCUUGGUGGCCCUGCAGGCUAAACGAGUGGCCAAUGUCGCCAAGGAGGAUCAGCCCAGCCACACGAAGGAUCCCUCAGGGCCCGCAAAGGAGGGCUCCAAAGGCAGCCCCAAGAUGCCCAAGUCACCAAAGAGUCCCCGGAGCCCCCUGGAGGCCACCCGAAAGAGCACCAAGCCCUCCGACAGCCCUCGGAGCAUCUGUAGUGACAGCAGCAGCAAGGGCUCCCCCUCCGUGGCUGCCAGCUCCCCACCAGCAAUCCCCAAAGUCAGGAUCAAAACCAUUAAGACGUCUUCAGGGGAAAUCAAGCGGACGGUCACGAGGAUCCUGCCAGACCCUGACGACCCCAGUAAGUCCCCUGUUGGUUCACCGUUAGGAAGUGCCACCACCGAGGCCCCGAGUGAGGCACCGGAGGACGAGGCCACCACCCUGUCCGGAGUGGAGCACUUUGCUGAGGUGGGAGCACAUCCCGGGAGCCCCCAGAGUGACCGGAAAGGGGAGGAGUGCACGGCGAAAGCCAGCGAGCCUUCGCCUUCCUGCUGCAGCUCUGGGGCCUGGGGUCCAAAGGGGGCUGCCUCGGGCACGCAGGCGGGCAGAAAGCCGCAGCAGAGCCCGGCGCCGCCAGCCUCCACCCCCGCCCCUGCCAACCUCCUACCCAAGGCCGUGCACCUGGCCAACCUGAACCUGGUCCCCCACAGUGUGGCAGCAUCAGUGACGGCCAAGUCCUCCGCGCAGAGGCGGAGUCAGCCUCAGCCCACGCAGAUGUCAGUGCCCCUGGUCCACCAGGUGAAGAAGGCCGCCCCGCUGGUCGUGGAGGUCUUCAACAAGGUCCUCCACAGCUCCAACCCCGUGCCCCUCUACGCACCCAACCUCAGCCCGCCUGCGGAUAGCAGGAUCCACGUGCCAGCCAGUGGCUACUGCUGUCUGGAGUGCGGGGAUGCAUUCGCCUUAGAGAAGAGCCUGAGCCAGCACUAUGGCCGGCGGAGCGUCCACAUCGAGGUGCUGUGCACGCUGUGCUCCCAGACGCUGCUCUUCUUCAACAAGUGCAGCCUGCUCCGGCAUGCCCGCGACCACAAGAGCAAGGGGCUCGUCAUGCAGUGCUCUCAGCUGCUUGUGAAGCCCAUUUCUGCGGACCAGAUGUUCGUGUCCACCUCCGGGAACUCCACGGCGCCAGCCGCCGCGGCGUCUCCCUCCCCCUCCCAGCCCGGCCCGGCUUCAAACAAUGCCAGCACCCCACUCCCCGCCUUGCCACUCUACCCGGACCCCGUGAGGCUCAUCCGGCACAGUAUCAAGUGCCUGGAGUGUCACAAGCAGAUGCGUGACUACAUGGCGAUGGCCGCACACUUCCAGAGGACGACUGAGGAGACCGAGGGGCUGACCUGCCAGGUGUGCCAGAUGCUGCUGCCCAACCAGUGCAGCUUCUGCGCCCACCAGCGGAUCCACGCCCACAAGUCCCCCUACUGUUGUCCGGAGUGCGGGGCCCUCUGCCGCUCUGCCUACUUCCAGACCCACGUAAAGGAGAACUGCCUGCACUAUGCCCGCAAGGUGGGCUACAGGUGCAUCCACUGUGGGGUUGUCCACUUGACCUUGGCCUUGCUGAAAAGCCACAUCCAGGAGCGGCACUGCCAGGUCUUCCACAAAUGUGCGUUCUGCCCCAUGGCCUUCAAGACUGCCAGGAGCACCGCGGACCACAGCGCCACCCAGCAUCCCACCCAGCCCCACAGACCCUCCCAGCUCAUUUAUAAGUGCUCCUGUGAAAUGGUCUUCAACAAGAAGAGGCACAUCCAGCAGCACUUUUAUCAGAACGCCAGCACGGCGCAGGUGGGCGUCUUCAAGUGCCCUGAGUGCCCGCUCCUGUUCCUGCAGAAGCCGGAGCUGAUGCAGCAUGUCAAGAGCACCCAUGGUGUGCCCCGCAACGUGGAUGAGCUGUCCAGCCUCCAGUCCUCAACAGACUCGUCUUCAGGCCGCCCUGGCCCUCGAGUGCCUGCUGAGCCCCCAGCCCCCAGUGUGACUGCUCGGGGCAGUGCCCUGCCCUCCAGCCGCUGGGGCAGGCCUGAGGCCCACCGCAGGGCUGAGGCCAGGCCCCGGCUGAGAAACACUGGCUGGACCUGCCAGGAGUGCCAGGAGUGGGUUCCUGAUCGGGAGAGCUACGUGUCCCACAUGAAAAAGAGCCACGGUCGGACGUUGAAGCGGUACCCAUGUCGGCAGUGUGAACAGUCCUUUCACACCCCCAACAGCCUGCGCAAACACAUCCGCAACAACCACGACACAGUGAAGAAAGUCUACACUUGUGGGUAUUGCACAGAGGAUAGCCCCAGCUUUCCUCGGCCCUCCCUUCUGGAGAGCCACAUCAGCCUUAUGCACGGUAUCAGAAAUCCUGAUUUGAGCCAGACGUCCAAAGCCAGACCUUCGGGUGGACAUUCCCCUCAGGUGAACCAUCUGAAAAGACCAGUCAGCGGAGUGGGGGCCGCUCCUGACACCAGCAAUGGCACGCCAGUCUCUUCCACCAAAAGGCACAAGUCGCUUUUCCAGUGUGCGAAAUGUAGCUUUGCCACGGACUCAGGGCUGGAGUUCCAGAGCCACAUACCUCAGCACCAGAAGGACAGCUCCACAGCCCAGUGUCUCCUCUGUGGCCUGUGCUACACCUCUGCUGGCUCCCUCAGCCGCCACCUCUUCAUCGUCCACAAGGUGAGAGACCAGGAGGAGGAAGAGGCAGAGGCGGCGGAGCCAGAGGAGGGCUCUGGGGAGGAGGUGUCCAUGGAGACCAGGGAGAACGGACUGGAAGAAGGUGCCGAGGAGCCUCUGGUGGGCGACUCCGAGACGGGGAGAUCACUGGGCCUGGCCCAGGACGAGGACGGGGCCCAAGACGCUUCCAGUCGACCACAGACCUCUCAGGACCGGGACAGCCUCACACCGUCCCCGCAGGUGUGACCGGAGGCCCUGCGGUGCAUGGGCGGGGUGGCGCCAUGGUGUCUUCCGCCUGCUGUGUGGACAGUGGGAAAGAACAGGCCCCACCCGGCGUGAGUGUGUCUGGCUGUGUCCUGGAGCAGUGUCUGCCCUGAGCUGCGGGGGGCUGGGUGGCCCCCAGCCCUGGGAGAUGCGGGGUCGCCCAGGACCCUCACAGCUCCGAAUCUGCUUCUGUUAUUUAUGGCUUUGUGCUGCUUCUCGGUACCCCAACUCUCGUCUGUGUCCUUCUAACCCCGACGCUGUCACCUCUGCUCAAGGCCCUUCAGCAGCCGCACUCUUCUGGGAGGUCCCCUUACUCUGCCUUCAGCCCGGGCCUCCCUGCAGCAGCUUGCUUCACAAUACCAGAGCCUGAGACAGGGGAGGAGGGUACUGGCGUGUCCCCCCUCUGAGAGAGCGCGCCCCGCCCGGCUUGCAGAGGGCUCUCGGUCCCCAUGCCCUUCCUCUCUGUCUUCUCUGAUUCCUUCCCUGCAAACAGUCCUGAGGAUGCAUUGUUGUGCGGGCUCAUCCUGUCUGUGUGGGCGGGAAAAGCUUCUGUUUGGAAGCUGGGCGCAGAGAGGCAGGACCCCCCCUCUUCCCCCACCGCCCCCUUGAAGGAGCUGUGCGUCCUUGUUCUGCUGCUGUUCUGCCUUUCCUGAUGAGCGGGGUUCGAGGCACACAGACAUGGGGAUAUUUGUACUCUUGCUCCUGUGCCAUUAGAGAGGCCGCUGCCCCAGCAGCCAGCCCCUCCUCCUCUCGGCUACACUCAUGUUGCUCAGACUAUAUUUCAAAUAAAAGAAAACCUUCUUACCAUGCAGGUAGGCUCUUGUAUUCCUGUUCAGGUGAGCCUGACCCUACCCUCCUCCUCCUCAGACUUCCCUCGCUGGCCCAUCUCUGAGAGAGAAUGGCGUUUCCUGCUGUCCAAGAAGGAAGGUCCUGUCUAGAUUCUGCAGCUGUGGUUAGGAAACCAGGAGCUCAGGGCUUCUGAAGGGGUGAAGGGAGGAUCAUAAUGCCAGUCAGGAGUCACAUCCAAGUCCCCCCUGCAACACUGAACUAGUGGCAUUGGCUUUUAGGGCCUACUGACAUUUUGCUGGGCACCUCCAUCUUUCCUACAAAUGGUUCUCUUCUACUAAGAGAACCCUUUACUGGUGGGAGAGGGGAAGGGAGAGAAUGGAGGAAUUUUUGUUUUUUCUACAAUGUUCAAGAGACUGUGGUAUUGUCACUGUUGCAGGGAACUCGGGUGUGGCAGAAUGGGGACUGGACAUGGGAGGCUGGGCUGUCUUUUCACUGAUGGCAGAGCAAGGACCUGGCCAGCACAAGGAGCUGGCCAUGUGGAGGUGCCCUCUGACCUCUGCUCCAAGCGGCUGCUGCAGCCCUGCCUGGGUCGGAUUUGGGGCUGGGCCUGGCAGGCUUUCAUGCAGCACCGGUAGGUGGGUGCUGAUGGCAUUCUUAGUGACAAUCUUUCAAGGAGGGCAUCGAAUAUCAAUUAUAAAUUAUUAAGUCAGAUAAAUACGCCUGACCUUUUUACAAUUGGGAAAAAAAACUUCUUCCUCUAGCAAAUGCCAAAUUUCUAGUGGAAAUGUUAAAGGCAUUGGGAAAGGUUAAUGCUUUUUCAGUUUCAGAGAAACAGUAUUUUUCAGUGUUUCCCAGGCCUGCCAAGGCCACCACGUCCCUGCUUCCCAAGCCGGCAAUGAGGUCCAAGCAGGCCUGAUUCCGGCUACAUGCAGCACCAGAGCCGGCCCCCACUCAGUUUUCAGCCCCUCCUGAUUCCAGCCUCAGGGUGCCUGCCCUGCACCUGGGGCUGUUCACAGGAACACAUUAUAGAAGAGGUUGAUAGAAGUGUUGGAAAUGGAUGACUGAGUUGCUUCCCGGUCAGAGACCGUGCUAGCUGGAGCCUGGGUAGAGGAGGCGGUGAAAUCACAGGUUUGACUUGUCCUGACCUCAGCUCUGUCUCCUUCCUGGGGGUGGCGUGGAGUGGAAAGAAUGUGGAGCCACUCACCAAGAAACCUGGGUCACAGCCUGGCUUCUACCCUCAACCAGCUCUUGACAAACCCCUUAACUUUACCAGCCCCUUCCUCAAGAUAGGCCUGGUAUUUCCCACCCGACUCGGUUCACAGGCUGCUGUGAGUUGAUAAGCCAGGAAGCGUUUUCUAGUUUAUGAAACACUGUCGAUGUCUGGGAUUCUUGACCUGACUUUAGGCUUGGAGGGGGGAGUGCACCUUGCCCGCCGCUCAGACUUAGAUGCUGAUGGUCAUUUCUCCACUAUUCAGUAACAGCGGUAAUUAUUAGCACUGUAAGCCCUGCUCAUGGGCCCAGCAUCUUGCUAAAAACACUUUCCAGGGGUUCUCCCUUUGUCCUCAGCAUUAUCUCACAGUGAUCCUCUCCAUUUUACAGAGAAGGAAACCGAGGCUCAGAGAGCUUAAAUAACUUGCUGGAUAACCUUGUAAGUCAAGCCCAUCUGGUUCUAAAGUCCACUGUGUCAACUGCUGUGUUGCCUUAGUGACUCGGCUACUCUGGCUGGCGGCCAGCUUAUCACCAGUUUGCAGCCAUCCAGACACCUGCUUUCCUACCUCCCCUGCAGUUGGGAUGCCCACUGAGCACCAGGUUCUCUUUGGAGUCAGUCUGUGCCUCCUCACCCCAAGGAGGGCACAUUUGCUUGGGGCAUUCCACAGCACAUGCAGUGUCCCUAUGACCUCAUUCUCAUUGGUAUUUACCUUGCCAUUUGAAGAUCACCAUUUUGGUGGGGGGGCUAUUCCAGAAAAGGUGGCUCAACCCUCAGAGGGAUCAUGGUUCCCUCAGGGUCCAGUAUCUUUUGAUCUUUUUUUCAAAGGUGUCUUUAAAGAGUUCUGUUGCUAUCAUUUGUUAUCAUCAGAAAAUGCUUGCUAUAACAAGCACUUAGCUGCUGGAGUGAAUGCUGCCCAAGUUAAACAUAUAAGAUUCCCACCCAUGUAGAAACUACAAUUUAAUACACUCUGAGGCCUGACCAAUGACUAGUAUUUAUUUUCCAACAACUUUAUCUGUAAAAUGAUAUGUCAAAUUACUAUAAUCUGAUUGGUGUAGAGAGAGUUCUUCUCUUAACUUAUAUAAACAGUCUGGCUUUUGAAAACAGCUGUGGUUCAGCAAGUUCAACCCACUUUGCCUUCUGUGAGGCUGAACACCCCACCCUACCCCUGCCUACCCUGGUCAUCACUGUAUAUUCAGCUCUGGGUACACUUCCUUUUACUUGCUUUUAAUUUUUUUCUUUUUCAUUUUUUGAAGAAAAUUAACACACAUACAUGGUAAGACAUCCAAACAACACAGAAGAGAAUACAAUGAAAAGUAAGCUGCUCAUUGGAGGUCAGCCUUUGGUUCCACAGCCCGCUCUCCAGAAUUAAUCACUGUUUCUAUAUCUUAUGUAUCUUUCCAAGUAAUUCUAUGCAUUUACAAGCUUUUAAAAUAUGUGUAUUUAUAUAUCUAUUUUUUAAUACAAAUGAUAGCAUUCUCUACACAAGUGUUCUGAAGCUUGCUUUUUUUUUUUU
Molecule: messenger RNA, 7870 nt
Organism: Dama dama (fallow deer)
Lineage: Eukaryota; Metazoa; Chordata; Mammalia; Artiodactyla; Cervidae
Gene: ZNF592
Product: zinc finger protein 592
Exons: 12
Coding region: 543-4340 (1265 amino acids)
Source: RefSeq, a predicted model, not a curated record